AUGCCUAAGGAAAAGGUAUCAUUCAACCUCAAAACCCCCAAGGGUACCAGAGACUGGACCGGCUCGGACGCCCUUCUCCGGGACCGCAUCUUCACCACCAUCACCGAUGUCUUCAAGCGCCACGGCGGAACAGCCCUCGAUACUCCCGUUUUCGAACUGCGCGAGAUUCUCGCUGGCAAAUAUGGCGAGGAUUCCAAGCUCAUCUAUGAUCUUCAGGAUCAGGGUGGUGAGAUUUGCUCCCUGCGCUAUGACUUGACCGUGCCCUUUGCGCGUUGGCUCGCGAUGAACGCCGACGUGCGCAGCAUCAAGCGCUACCAUAUUGCUAAGGUGUACCGGCGUGACCAGCCUGCUGUCAGUAAGGGUCGCCUGCGCGAAUUUUUCCAGUGCGACUUCGACAUUGCAGGUCAAUUUGACAGGAUGCUGCCCGAUGCCGAGGUGCUGCGCAUUGUUAGCGAAGUUUUCGAGGGACUCGGCUGGAACGGCCGUUACACUAUCAAGGUCAACCACCGCAAGAUUCUGGAUGGUGUCUUUGCUGUGUGUGGUGUGCCAGAGGACAAGAUUCGGCCGAUCUCGAGCGCCGUCGAUAAGUUGGAUAAGAUGCCUUGGGCGGAUGUGCGCAAGGAGAUGGUCGAUGAGAAGGGCCUGGAUGGUGCUGUGGCGGAUCGUAUUGAGACGUAUGUCAUGCACAAGGGUGGACGUGACUUGCUGGACAGAUUGCUUGAGGACGAGACUCUCACUGCCAACGAGUCCGCCAAGGCCGGUCUCGAUGAUAUGGCUCUGAUGAUGGAUUACCUAGAGGCAUUCGGCUCUUUGGACAAGAUCUCCUUUGAUAUGUCCUUGGCCCGUGGAUUGGAUUACUACACUGGUGUCAUCUACGAGGUUGUUACUGAAGGCUCUGCUCCUGCUGUGCAGUCUGAUGCCCCGGAGGCGAAGAAGCUGCAGAAGUCCGGCAAGAAGGGCAAGAACUCAGAGGAUGAUGACCGUUCCGAUGACCCUACACUUGGUGUUGGCAGUGUUGCUGCUGGUGGUCGUUACGAUAACCUGGUCGGCAUGUUCCAGCCCAGAGCUCAGAUUCCCUGCGUUGGUAUCUCUUUCGGUGUUGACCGUAUUUUCGCAAUCACAAAGGCUCGCCUCGAGCGCGAGCAGAACGAGAAUUCUCUCCGUCCUACUGAAGUUGAUGCAUACGUCAUGGCCUUCGGUGGUAAGGGCUUCACAGGCAUGCUCAAGGAGCGCAUGGAAGUCUGCCGGCAGCUGUGGGAUGCUAACAUCAAGGCCGAGUUCUCCUAUAAGCUGAAGCCUAAGCUGCCACAGCAAUUCAAGGCCGCCGAACAAAGCGCCAUCCCCUUCGCCGUCAUCCUUGGUGAAGAAGAACUAGCUGCUGGCAAGGUUCGCAUUAAGGAAAUGGGUCUUCCUGCCGAUCACCCCGAGAAGGAGGGUGUUGAGGUCGAGUUGGCUUCUUUGACCUCUGAACUCAAGACCCGUCUUGGUCAGAAGCAGUCUGGUGCUGUCACCGGCUUGGCCCAGCAACUUCAGGCUACACAAGUUUGA
This is a messenger RNA of Penicillium angulare, 1548 nucleotides long. RefSeq names its product histidine--tRNA ligase. Bases 1 to 1548 code for a protein of 515 amino acids. The transcript has 3 exons. Gene Ontology annotation, cellular component: cytoplasm; mitochondrion. Gene Ontology annotation, biological process: mitochondrial translation. The record is from RefSeq and is a predicted model, not a curated record. NCBI's taxonomy places the organism in Eukaryota, Fungi, Ascomycota, Eurotiomycetes, Eurotiales, Aspergillaceae.